This is a messenger RNA of Xyrauchen texanus (razorback sucker), 7212 nucleotides long. Its product is annotated as sorbin and SH3 domain-containing protein 2-like. The transcript is spliced from 27 exons. Lineage: Eukaryota; Metazoa; Chordata; Actinopteri; Cypriniformes; Catostomidae. The record is from RefSeq and is a predicted model, not a curated record. Gene Ontology annotation, cellular component: plasma membrane. Gene Ontology annotation, molecular function: protein binding. Bases 367 to 5154 code for a protein of 1595 amino acids.
CGCGUCUGAAAUCAUAAUAUUGAAUCCGUAGAGCUGUGCUGUUGUUAGUGCUUGUUAAGCAGGACAAUGAUAAUAGAACGAUAUUCGCGCUCUUGCUGUUGUUGUUGUUGAUGCGUCACCGCGCGAAGAGUACUGGCGCGAGAAUGGAUUCUACGUUUUUGAUACAAACGCACAUGUGUGGUUUCGCUCAACGAGACUAAUGCAUGAGGGAAUUUAAAAUCGCUUUGCUCAGUCUGUUGGAUUGCACAACACAUGGGAGAAACUGACCACAGUCUGGGACUUUAAACCUGAAAUGCAGUAGAUCCCCUGGGCUGAAGAGAAUAGUGUGGAAGUAGAGCUCGGACCCAGCGUCUGCCUUGAGGCCUAAUGCCUGGACUGUGCAACAUCAAGACACCACAACAAGGAGAUAUCUUCAACAUGAACACAGACAGUGGAAGAUAUGUUCGCAAAAGCACUACGCUUUCACUUACUCUAACCCCCAUGAAGAGAAUCCAGAGCUCACCAAACCUAUACACACUCACAGACACUGAAUCAGAGCCAAAAGAAUCAGAUUUGUGGAAGUCCAGCUGUACCAGUGAUGGUCUGAGAAACGGUGACAUGUGCUAUUCCUCUCUGGCAGCUAAAGGCUACAGGAGUGUUAGACUCAACUUUCAGGAUAAAAAGUCUCCCAUACCCGGCCAGAUGACAGUGAACGGGGGUCUGAGUGAGCCAGCAAGUCCACAUAGUUUCUUUCAAAGACCCUUCUCCCCCUCGACAUACCCACCUCCUCCCUCCCUGAGCCCCAAUAUUACAGCCAUGCAGCAGGCUAGAACCAAUGCCUCUGGGUCUAGCACUCCGAUCUACGCCAACGUGGAUCCUGUUUGUCCUGCACAAACUGCACAGACGGACAGGAAAGGAACAACAGGGAAAGCUCUACUCUAUGCUGGCAUCGGUCCUGCAGAUGCGUCCGGGAACCCUAUUGCCAUACAAAUGACUGUUGACAGGCCAAAAGACUGGUAUAAGUCCAUGUUCAAGCAGAUUCAUGUGGUGCAUAAAACAGAGAAUGACUGGUCUGGGUCCCACACUGCUGCAGAUCCCAUUACAAAUACUGAUAAGCAUGGCCCAUCCAAUCCUCUUCAGUCCCAUCCAGCACCUAAAACCAGCACCUACCAGCCCAUCACCAACAGUGUCUCUGAUAAUGGCAUAUGCAGUUUCAGAGUGCCUGCUGCCUCAACCCUGCCCACUUCAGUGUCAGCUGAGUACAGAGACACAACACAGAGAGGCAGGAGCACACCUGACAUGAAUGAGUGGGGACCUCCAGAUAGGAAGGUGGAUACACGGAAAUACAGAGCAGAGCCCAGGAGUAUCUUUGACUAUGAGCCUGGGAAGUCCUCUGUUUUAGAGCAAGAGAAAGCAACAAGUAACUUAAGACCAGAGGAGAUAGAUUUAGAGAAUGAGCCAUGGUAUAAGUUCUUUGCUGAACUGGAGUUUGGGCGUCCGCCUCCAAAAAAACAUCUUGAUUACAGUCGAGAGAGCACUCCUCGAUUCCGAACGGAGACCUCCCUUUAUCAGCCAGCUACAGACAGGACACUUGAACAGCCAUCAAGUUCUUUCAGUGAUAACAAGAGAAGACGGAAAUCUGAACCUGCAGCUGCUCAGCCCAGGGCUCAGAGCAGUGUGGGCACAAUACAGAGUUCAGUCAGACCACCAGAGCCCCCCAGGAGCAGCAGUUCCCAGAGAAAUCCCCUCACCAGCCCUAGCUCCCCUGCCUCCACCAGGACUAAAGGUGGGGAUAUGAGCAAUAUGCACCCAAAACACUUAAAUUGUCAAAGUCUAAACCAUGCUACCUCAGAUUGCACAUAUCUAAACAAAGGGCAAAAUGAGGAUGGUCUCUCAAUCAUCCCUAACUCAGAGGGCUUUUCCAGCCUACCGGAUGGCUGGCAAAUCGUCCAAGAGAACCUAGAAUACUGGAUAAGCACAGAAGAGGCUUCUCCUAAGCUCAAAUCCUGGAGCUGUGAUGACUUCCUAUCUGAAGGCCAAGGCAGGGAAAAAGAAGUGCAGACUCAAUCAGAAAGCACAGACUCCUUGUUGCAUAAUGGGGAACUAGAAGGACCACAAUGCAGUGACACCUAUGAGUCUGAGGAACUUGGACAAAGGACCAGGCAUCGCUCAGCCCAUGAUGUGCCAGGCUUUCUCAAACUCUACAAGAAGAUGCAUCACAUCAACCGGCAAGAGCUGAUAAACUCCACCUUUAUCUGCUCUGUAAAAGCCAGGAUUCAUAAUUAUGAGAGUGAGCAGCGUAAGGACGGGCGUAAUGGCACCAAGGGCUGCAGCGAAGAGGUGCCUCGGGACACGGUGCACAACAGGAUCUCUGAAUUUGAGAGUCUGAUCCAGAAAUCCAAAUCCAUGCCUAAUCUUGGGGAUGAGUGCCUGACCAGGAGUUCCUCUAGGAGGACCAAUAGCCCCAAGCAUAGCCUCUCCAUUGAGUCAUUACUGGAUGAGGAACCACUAGCCAGGAACCCGCCUGAUGGACGACCUCAAUACCCCAAGAUAAAUACCCACGUGCCAAUCCACAUCCAAGUCACCAAUGACCAAUUACAAAACUCUACCAUGCAUCAAGAUUACUCAGAGAGUGAGCAUGAUGAAGUGGUGUCGGAUCUCAGUGACUUCAUCCAUAUAGAGGGCUCAUCCUUUUGUAGCGAGAGAGAUUUUGACCUAUGUUCGUUCGCCUCCUCUGAGAACUUCUGCGGGUCGGGUGAGCAUCAUUGUCAUAGGCAGCUUGUAAGUUCCUGCAAGGGUCACUGCCCGGCUUCCUACACACGUUUCACCACCAUGAUCAAGCACGAGAGGGCCAAGCAGGACCGAAGGCAACAUUUGAGAGUGGAAGAAUCUGAGUUUGGUCUCAACAACAAGCUUGCCAUCCUGGUCAGCCCAGUGCCUUUCCGCCAGAAGAACUUAUCUCCUUUGAGCUUCUCCCAAAUGCCAAAAUCACAGAGCUGCAUGUACGAGGCUCUAGAUUCAGCCCUGAAAGACAUCUACGACCACGUCCGUGCAGAGAAGCGCAGGGGUAGCCUGCCAGAAAGCAGCAUUCUCCACAGUUUGCUGGCAGAGUUGCUGCCCAACAUUCCUGAGAGGAAUUCCUCCCUGCAUGCUCUGGGGAGAAGAAGUCCAACGAUCCAACCCCGCUCAAACCACCAACAGCCCGAUGGCAUGACCAGCCAAGAUGGCCACCAGCCUGAGUACUCGCGCCUGUCCCACAGUGCCUCUCACCACCAUAUAGACAGCAACAACAACCAGAGGAACCACAACUCUGAAUACUGCUAUCAAGACCAGGACAAAUCUAGAGGAUAUUCUUACCCUGAUAUAGGCCACCACAUAACACAGAGCAGAAGACAGACCCCUGACGAGAAACUUCCAGCCAGAGCAAUAUAUGACUUCAAAGCACAGACAGCAAAAGAGCUGACAUUUAAGAAAGAGGAUACUGUGUACAUCACCAGGCAGAUAGAUAAUAACUGGUAUGAAGGAGAGCAUCGGGGACUUGUGGGCAUCUUUCCCAUCUCUUAUGUGGAGAAAAUCCCUCCUUCAGAGAGACAUCUGCCAGUGAGGCCUCCUCCUCCAGCUCAGAGCAGAGAAAUCGGAGAAGCGGUAGCCCGCUACAACUUCAAUGCUGACACUAACGUGGAGCUUUCGUUAAGAAAAGGCGAGCGUGUCAUUCUCUUGCGUCAAGUUGAUCAGAACUGGUUUGAGGGCAAGAUUCCAGGUACAAACAAACAAGGGAUUUUUCCAGUGUCUUAUGUAGACGUCAUGAAGAAGUCCUCAAUACAAAGUACCAGUCAACCUUCCGGGCCCACUAUACCUACUAGUUACUCCAGUGACAGUGUGCACAGUAGGCCACCAUCUGCACGUACCCUCUACAGCUCUCCAUCCCCAACUCUCCGUCCACUCUCCUCAUCCGCACCCAGCCCACAGAGAGCAGCGCACCUCCAGGCCAUCACCAGCGAGUGGCUGGCCCUAACUCUUGGUCUAUCUCCUUCAGGAACCCCUACUCCUGCACCUCCUCCCUUCCCUUCCAACUUCCAGCCAGACUAUGUAGGGCUUGAUUCUGCCAUCUCCCCCUCUCCUGCCUCUUCCAUGCUGGGUCGCUCUCCGGCCCUCGCUCCCCGCACCUCUACUCCUGUGCUCAAAGAGGGCCACUUCAUUCCCAUUUCCUCCCCAAAGUCCUACAUGUCCCCUGAGCCCAGCCCAUCACCGCAACCCUACCUCACCUCUGCAUCCUUCACUCCUUCCCCUACAUUACCCACAUUUGACUCCAGCCCCAGGUCUGGCAGUGUCAUAGAAGUUCUCUGCAGCCAAAAACCAUUAGAUCUAAAUGAAAAAGAACUGGAGAUGUUCUUUGAAAGCGAAGAUCAUCACAAAACAAGCAAGACAGACUCUUCUCAAUUGUGCAGCCCUUUUGACUUGGUUGUUUUUGAGGCACUUGAUUCCCAAUUGUCUUAUAAGGACACCAUGUUUAUAAAAGACCCUGAGGAUGACCUGUGUGAGGAGUUAGUGUCCAUCAUUAAAGCAAGCCAAUCAAAGGGCAUGUUUGUAGAAGAGGAGAGUUUUUAUCACCAUGAACCGAAUGUAACAGAAAAGAUUCCAAAACUGUUCAUAGAGGAGGACCCAAAUGAAGAUAGCAGCUCCUCAAUUGAACCCCUGACAUCAAAUACGUUUACUCCAGUCCAACCCGCCCAUAGUGAGGGGUCAGAUUUGGAGCAGGGUGAAGUUUCCCAAAACGACUCUCCACGUCUCUCCCCCCUGUCCUCACAGAUGUCCAUGCAGUUCAUACUCCCCACAUCGCCUAAGUACUCUCCCACCUCCCCAUGUACCACCCCUCCAUUGCCUGGGGUUUCACAGACCCCCCCUCCCUCUGCCAAACUGUCCUUUCGACAGGAACUCCGCUCCCAAAAGGUCAAGUCCCAAAGACAAGCAUAUGUUCAUGAUCCUCUUCAAGGUGUAGGGGAACCAUUUCAAGCUCUGUAUAACUACGUGCCCAGAAAUGAGGAUGAGCUGGAACUGAAGGAGGGUGAUAUUGUUGAUGUCAUGGAGAAAUGUGAUGAUGGAUGGUUUGUGGGAACGUCCAGGAGAACCAAGUUUUUCGGAACCUUUCCUGGAAACUAUGUGAAACGGCCAUAAAUUGAGCCAUACUCUAAUUUCCAAUACAAAUAUCUGAUAGUCAGACAUCUACAGAGGAGAGAUGGACAAUAUUGCCUACAGAUUCCUGCUGGAAUUAGAAUGACAUAUUCCAGUCAUCAGCAAUAUGGACUAAUGGAAACAGAAGCCAAUGGAGGGGGUAACUGCACCAUGGUAUUUGUAAAUAUGUGGAUUAUUACAUUCUAAAACCAUUAUUUUUUUACGGAAGUUUAGUAAAGGCUUUAAAAUAUUUGGUUUCCUACAUUUUUAACAUUAUUUCUCAUUGUUGAAAACAGUCAGUUUGUAUGCCUUUUAGUAACUCUGAUUAAUUUCAACAUAAUGAGUAAUUAAGUGCCCUAUUUAUCUUUUUAUUUAUUGAGAGGCAUUUUCUUACAUUGGUACGAUACAGUAGAAUGUUCUACUUGUGCCCCCCUGUACACUGGGCCUGAUGUCUGAUCUGAUCUAGAUUUAGAUUAUAAACAGUAUUGUAGUGUCAUGUUUGUGCCAGGCACAGUGAAUAUUACAGAUGACUAUCCAUGUUCACAUGUAUCUUUUCUGUAUGUAAACCCCCUGCUUCAUGACCUCCGAUAAUCUAGGGCUCCACGUUCUUCCUGCAGACAUUCCUUUGAGCAUUUGAAGGAUUUUACAGUUACUAUAUAUACAUGUGUGUGUGUGUAUAUAUAUAUAUAUAUAAAAUUGUGGCAAAAGUUAAAUGUUAAACCUAGUACACUGAAUCAUAUUUCUACUGCCUGUAAUAAAUGUUCUGUACUGGGUGACCUAGCACAUCACUUUUGGUUUACACACUGUAAUUUCUUAUUUAUGGCCAAUAAGAGAAGCACAUGAUGUCAUAAUUGCUGAACUGUAGCAGCCAUGUAUUUUGUAUAUGUCACUUUCCAAUUCUUCAAAUUAGUUUAAUUUGGGUGAGAAUAUGCUCUUAAAAAUGGAUUUUGUUUAUAUGUUAAUUCAGCAGAAUUUUUUCAUAAUGAUAUACACUUAAUAUAUUGUGAAUUAUUCACUUUCACUGUUUUUAACUGUUCAUACAACAAUUACGCUCUCAUAUUCAAAUGUCCAUUUAAAAUGUGCAAUUCUCCUAUGAAAUUGCAUGACUGACGAUUUCAUUCCAGUCAGUGCAGCAAGAAAAGUUAAUGUGUCAUUGAAUAGAAAGGUAAACUAAUGUUAUAUUUAAUUUAGGCAAUUUUAAACUUCAUUGAAAUAUCCAGUCUCUGUAUUGUCAAUAUGCUUCAAUUAUACCAGUAACAUCCUGCGCAUGUUGUUUCAUAAUGAACUGUUCAUCAGUGCAAACUUUGUCUUCUACACUAUUUCCUCACAGGACAUUUUGAUUAUCAUAAUUAAAAAAAACAUGACACUGAUUUAAGAAAUUUCCAAACUUCCGUCAUGAACCAUCAAGACUACCAGACGUCUCCAUUGUGGUUUUGUGUGACUGUUUGUUAAAGACCUCGCACCCCAGUCUUCCAUUCUGAAGCACUAGCUGAUCAGAAUUUGAUGUAAUCAGGGCUGCUCCUGGUGCAUAAUUUUACCAAAUAUAAUGUAUGCAAUGUCAUGAAUAUUAAUGUAAUAUUUAAUCAUGCUAAUAAAAGACAUAAUUCAGUAAAUUAUGAUAAUACAUUAUGGAACACUGUGAUAUGUUUAUUAUUUUAAAAGAUAUCUAAAAAGAAACAGUUCACCUUAGGUGGCCACAGCAAGCACCAGCAUAGACCUGCCUCACUAAUGAUUGAAUUUAAACUGAUUGUUGGUUAAAGAAAUGCAAUAAAAAGAUAUUCCUGGAGGGGAGUAAGUCCAAAGCAAUUCCCAUUAAAGGUGCAUUCAAAAAAUAAAUGUUUACCCUCUCACUGUAAGAACAAAAAUAUUUUAAAAAAAAUUAUUCUAAAUAGCACCUCUAAAAUCAACCAAGGUUCAAGGUUAUUUUUUUUUUUUUAUCUUUGACAUCUCUCUCUCUGUGGAAUAGUACAUAAAUAAAUUCUGUCUGAUCAAAUGUUUUCACUAUGCUUUCACUGUUUCACUAUGUUUUGAAACUACGUUCUUCUCUUUGACCAUGUUUUU